This is a messenger RNA of Ziziphus jujuba (common jujube), 1040 nucleotides long. RefSeq lists its product as uncharacterized. Bases 286 to 849 code for a protein of 187 amino acids. Lineage: Eukaryota; Viridiplantae; Streptophyta; Magnoliopsida; Rosales; Rhamnaceae. The record is from RefSeq and is a predicted model, not a curated record. The transcript is spliced from 2 exons.
GACAAAUGGACUAUUGGGCCAAGGCCCAAACUAAACCAAAUACCCUAGGUAAGGGCUUGAGCCCAAGACAGCAAUUCUAAAUUGGGCCGAAAAAGAUUGAACAAUAGUUGGAAACGAAAGCCGAAAAUCAGAAAAGAGUGCUGAGCAAGCUUUCCCGCGCUGGUUUUUGUUUUGUGCCGCGCUUUCACUACUUUUCCAUCUGUUUUCAAAAACAGAAUUUAGAUCUGAGGGAGUGAGAGAGAGAAAAAAAAAUAAAAUUUGCAGAAUCGGAGAGAGAAGAAAGAGAUGUUUGGGAGGAUAAGAGCAUCGUCUUCUUCUUCUUCGUUGGAGAGACCGCCUUCCAAGAUUCUCAAAGACGAUUCUCUCUCCAUUUACGAAUCCACUCUUAUGAAGCUUAAACUUGGUUCUCAACGCAGUUUGAACUCACCCUCGAAUGAGGCAGGGGAAAUAGAUACCGAGGAAUCCGAGUCGAUGCAGAUGGAGGCAAAUUGUCCUUCUUCAACUAAGUCUUCACAGGAAGGUCUAGAGUUUGUAAGCUCUCCCAAUGAGGAAGAGGUAAUGGCAGUAGAUACAGAUUGUUAUUCACCGAGAACCAAACCAUGUUAUACGGGUUGUCAUUCAAUGGGGAGCUCAAAACAGCAUCACAAAAGGACUAUUUCGGUUCUUUACUUGUUUUCUAAAUUUAGGAAUGCUCAAAAUGCUAAUAGUUCAUCAUCAGUGGAUUCAAUUGAAAUAGAGAAAGACUACCUUGUUAGUGUUUCUCCAAGUUUUGGCAGUUGCUCAUCUCAUAGCACAGAACAACAAUUUGAAAGGGAAUUUGUCAGUUCUUUAUCUGUUGGCAAUAUGUGAGCUCAGAAAUGACCUGAAGAUGUAUGAGUGUGGAAGAUUUUCCAUCUGGUCUUUAAUGGUUAUUCGGAGAAGAUAAAUAUAGGAUUUGAUCAUUCAUGACUGGUGGGAUUUCAAUUGUCUGCUGUAAUUUUACACCCUAAAAAGGGGAAUGCUUAAUAAUUCCCGGUUUUAUGUUUUGUUUUUCAUGUUUA